UGAGGUCCCUGAAUUAUUUUGAUGUUGAAGAAAUCCACAGCCUAACCUGGCUUUAGAGCAGGGGAGACUGACAUGUUCUAAACCCACACACAUUCAUUAACACACACACACACACACUUGAUUCUUCAACGAUCUAAAAGAGAGACCCCACAAGCACACUAACAAUCUAAUGAUCUAGACAGGUCAAAUCAUGCUGUCUGGCUGUCCCACAACUAUCCUGGUGAAGUCUGGCGAGCACACACACACACACACACAUACAUACACACACACACUCACACACAUACACACACACACACACUUUUACCCCUACACGUCUGUGCUAUUAAUACCACCAACUCUUAGUGUUAUCAAGCCUCCUGCUACAUACUUUCCUUAAGCACUUCUCCUUCAUCCCUUCCUUAAGCACUUCUCCUUCAUCCCUUCCUUUGUCUGUAUUUAACCCUCGACUAACUCUCCUCCAUCACAGGCUGGGUGUCUCCUUGUCUUGUGUGCUUAUGUGUCAAAUGGGCCACAUUGUGCUGAAUGUUUUGUGUGUGUGUGUUUGUCUGUUUGCAUGCGAGAUUAUUAUUAGGCUUAUUCUCACAUAUUUUCCAUUCAAUACCAGAAAAGAGAUUAGUCAUGAGGGAGAGGGAGAGAAAGAGAGAGAGAGAGAGAAAGAAUGAGCAGAUUAACACGUCAGUCAGUGGAGAGGUGAUGUCACUGUUUUCCAGCCUCCCUAUUCUCUCUCCACCUCACUCCCUCUGAUUGGUCGGCAGCGGAGGAGGGGGAGGGACUGACUCCCAGUAAACGAGAGGGGAAUAGGGGAGACCACGCCCCCUGCAGCUGAGGUUGGCUCGCAGUGAAUGAACGCAUGCAGAGAACAAGGAAGAGACGGAGGGAGGAGCCACAUAGUGCGUCAGCAGCUCUGAUAUAAGUAGCUGGUCAGAGAGAGAGAGAAAGAGAGAGAGAGAGGGUAGUAUUAGAUGUGUAUUUGGGCAGCCAGCCCACAUUCUUCCGAAGCUUCUAUUGUUGCAACACCAGAUUAGACCAGGGCAGGAAGACCGGCUGUAGCAGGGGACUGUGUCAAGGGAGAACUGUGAACCCAGACGAGGUUGUGUGUGUGUGUGUACUGUCUGGCAGGCUGCACCUCCGAGGGUGGGUCCUGAAUGCUAACUCGGCUAACCUUGGACGUGGCUGAGCCGUCUCUGUGCUUGAUGCUGUGAGACCUGCUGGAGGGCUGUCUGUCUGGGCUGGGCUCCCGGCUGCUGCAGGGGAGAGAGUUAAGGAAGACGGAGGACUGGAAUCGAUCAGGGGAAGAAGAAAAAGAGAGCACAGCUAGAAGGACAAAAAGGAAAACUGAGAGAGAGAGAGGUGUGUGUUCUUUCGUUAGAGGAGGUUUCUCUCUGGUCUCACCCUGGGGAAGAACACGCCCCCAAACCCUUGCCACCCCCACCCCUCCUCUCGACCUCUGACCUCUCGCAUCAUCAGGUGGAAAGGCCUGCACCUUUCCAAACUUCCCAUCAUGCACAUCAAGACGACUAAGUGUAACCACUUCUGCCUGGUCGCCUCGGUGACCAACCAGGAAGUGUUUGAACGACCUGAGGCCCAGGCCAGUUUUGAGUCUCUGUUCCGCUCCUUCCAUCCUGACGUGUCCUUCCAGUUCUUUAAGAGUUUCCGUCGCGUCAGGAUCAACUUCAGCGAUGCGCUGGCGGCGGCUGAUGCCCGGCUCCGCCUCCACAAGAGCCACUUCAACGGCAAGGAGAUGCGUCUCUACUUUGCUCAGUCCGUCCAUAUAGGCAGUCCCCGCCUGGAGCCCCCCAAGCCGGAUAAACAGUUCCUGAUCUCGCCCCCUGCUUCUCCCCCUGUGGGCUGGAGGCAGGCACAGGACGCCACGCCCGUCAUCAACUACGACCUGCUGUGUGCCAUCUCCAAGCUAGGCCCAGGUGAGAAGUACGAGCUGCACACAGGCACCCCCACCACCCCCAGCGUGGUGGUGCACAUGUGUGAGAGUGAGCAGGACAGCUCCGGGGGGGAGGAUGACCCAGAGAGCAGCUCCCGCCCCCCUCGCCCCAAGAUCAUCCAGACGCGUCGGCCCGACUUCACCCCCAACGUCAUGCAGUGAGAGGCAGAGCAGAGAGGGGGCGCUCUAACAUCCAACAUUCAUCAAACCUUCCAGGACACCAGGCCUGGGAGUGUGUUUGGGACAUGUAAUACAUCUUCCCCAACUCUAGGGGCAGCGGUGUCCCAAAGCCCUGCUUUUCAUGGAGAGAAAGAGAAGGAAGAGAAAGAUCAUCUCUUGUCGUGUCACUUUUGUUUGCGUUUUUUUUAUUUAUCUCUUCCUUUUUCCAUACGAUGGGAAUUAGUGACUUGGUAGAGAGAGGGAAAGUGCAUCAGAAGUAUUUGAUAGAUUAAUGUUUUUACUGUUUUGUAAAAUGUCCUCAUUUUGCUUUGGUGCUACUUGAUUCAUCAAGCAUGGAGGUUGUAACCUCAAACAGCGGAGUUGCUUGUGUAGAUUUUCAUUUGAACCUGUAGUCACCUCACCCCUCGCCCUGCCUAGACUGAGUUCACAUUGUGUACUUGUACAACCACUGUUUUGGGUUGACAUUUACACGUGGUACUGUAAAUAUGUUGUGUCUGUAGACCCUGUGCUGUGCUGUUGUCUUUAGUCCUACUGUUCAACCCUGAGGAUCAGUCAUGACCCCUCAGCGCUCCAACCAUGUGGUUCAUCUGCACACGAGACAACGAGGACAGGAAGAUCCCUGACUAGGAUUUGAGCUAGCUAGCACUCCUAGGUCAUUCAGUCUCCCACUGUAACCUCACGGUUCAUCUUACAGCUGUAGAGCAUGACGCACUUUACCCCACGCUGCCAUAUCCUGCUUCAAACUGAGAGGGCGGAGCCAGGUGGGCGGAGCCAGGUGGGCGUUCUGCAUGGGGAUGUUCACAAACCCCAUCAUGUGCUGCGCUUGUUUAGCUUGAAACAGGCGGCCAUUUUGGGGGCUGACAUGCAUCCAUUGUGGCUCUGAACUGUACUUGGAUGUAUGGGAGUUGUAGUCCAUUCCUGCCAGGGACUGUUGGAGUGUGUUCACCGUUUCAUAGUAAUGGGAGGGAUUGUGUAGACACACUGUGAAUGCAUGUAUUAUCACAGCAUAUUGGAGAUGGAUUACGCUCCAAGCCCUAACUAGUAGGUAGAUAUUGCAUUUAGCCAAUUUAGCUACUUUUGUACUCUGAAACUACUGUUAUUUGGAAAUUUGUUUUACCUUGAAAUAAUCUUAUGAUUUAUAUCAUUAAAUAAAUACCUAACAUCUAA
This is a messenger RNA of Hypomesus transpacificus, 3286 nucleotides long. RefSeq names its product calcipressin-1-like. The coding region runs from base 1502 to 2101 and encodes 199 amino acids. Gene Ontology annotation, molecular function: nucleic acid binding; calcium-dependent protein serine/threonine phosphatase regulator activity. Gene Ontology annotation, biological process: calcium-mediated signaling. The record is from RefSeq and is a predicted model, not a curated record. Lineage: Eukaryota; Metazoa; Chordata; Actinopteri; Osmeriformes; Osmeridae. Gene Ontology annotation, cellular component: nucleus; cytoplasm. The transcript has 4 exons.